Molecule: messenger RNA, 1329 nt
Organism: Volvox carteri f. nagariensis
Lineage: Eukaryota; Viridiplantae; Chlorophyta; Chlorophyceae; Chlamydomonadales; Volvocaceae
Exons: 5
Coding region: 1-1329 (442 amino acids)
Biological process (GO): DNA-templated DNA replication; error-prone translesion synthesis
Cellular component (GO): epsilon DNA polymerase complex
Molecular function (GO): DNA binding
Source: RefSeq, a predicted model, not a curated record
AUGACCCCGGACCAGGUGCCGUACUGCCUCAGCCGCCGCUGCCUCGCUGCCUCACGGCGGAUUGUGCUGUUCCGUCACGACUUGCAGCGGCGGUUGAGGAGGAGGUCGCUGCUGCAGUUGACAGGUGCCCCUGACGGCGCCGCCGCGGCGGCGGCGGCGGUGGAUCCCGCCUCCCAGACUGGUGCCGCCGCCUCCCAAGCCGCCGCUGGUCUCUCCCCCUCCGCGCUGUGGGGCCACUUGGCGCUGACUUUGUUGCAGCAGGGGCACCUAGUACCGCUGCCGCUGCUGGCGCAGCCAGUGUACUGGCAGUACGACAGUGCGUUGUCGUUGUACCCGCUGCCGGACGCCGUUGUCCUGGCGGACGCGACGGCGGGGCAGGAGGAGUUCGUACACGAGGGCUGCCGUGUUCUAAACCCGGGCUGCAUCCCAGGCGGCUCCUUCGCCGCCUACUUGCCCUGUGUUCAACAGGUGGAGAUGAGCGAGCUGCCGCGACCCGGCCAAGGAGGUGCCGGAGACGACGAAGACCACCACGGCCGUGUGGGCUUCCAGGAGGGAGAGGGAGGGGGAGGGGCAGGUGCCGCCGGUGCCGCCGGUGUGGACGGGGAGGGGGACGACAUGGACGGUGCGCCGCGGCGCCGCAAGGCUGCGAGAUCCCCCCUGCGGCAGCAGCAACAGCAGCAGCGGGCAGGGGCCAAGGUGCAGAAGCCGCGGGCGGCAAGGCAGGGCCAGGGCAGCGGCCGUGGCGGAGCUCGCGCGCGGGCAGCGGCAGCGGUGGCGCCGAAGGGGCCGCGGAGUGGUGGCGGCACAGGGGCCGCCGGGGCGGAUGCUGGCGGUGACGUUGCCGAUGCUGGCGGUGGCGGCGUUGAGGCGGGGGGCGAUGUUCAGGAUGAAGAGAUGCGGGACGUAGGGGGGCCGUGCGGGCGAGGAGGAAGAGGAGGUAGUACGGGUCGGGGUGCAGGCCGGGGCUGCGGGCGAGGACGAGGACGCGGCAGUAGUGCUGCUACCGCCGCCGCCGCAGCAGCAGCAGCAACUGGAGCUGCCAGAGCGCAGGGCACGCUGGCGAGCGUGUGGGCUAAGCAGCCACAGCAGCUGCGGCUGCGUGCAGAAGCUGCGGAGGCGGAGGAGGAGGGGUUGGAGGAUGAGGAUCUGGAGGCGGGGGAAGAUGGAGCGUGCGGUGCGUGCGGGGAUGUGGAGACCCUGGUGGGGCUCCUGCGAUUGCGUACGUCCUCUGUGUACCGCUACCGAGCGAGGAAACCAGGUGUCACCGCCGUCACAAUCGCCCCAUACUUGCUCUGGGCUAAGCCAGGAAGGAUAGAUGUUCCAUCUUAA